GCUCUAAUCCCAACUUCCCAUCGUCUAAGAAACAACAUAUUGUCUCUUACGUGCCAAGGUCCCCCUCAAAUACCCAAUUGCAAGCAGCCUCAAAGGGUAAUUGAAAUAGAACAAAUUGGUAACAUAGUCAAGAUACUCGUACCUGCCCAUCUAUUCCCUAGAAUCGGUUUGCCCAGCUUCGUAUUGCCCAUAACGGAGGAGGCUUCUACAUGAACUGACCCACCAAACUAUUCCUCCAUCGUUUUGCUCCUUCAUCACGCACAUCUUGGGGAAUCUGAUGAACCCCAUCCACAAGUACAAGCUCUAUAUAAUCUAGGCGAUUAUCAACCGCAAUACCAAAGAGAGAGGUCCAAAGGCGACUGUCGACGACGAUGCAUUGGGUGGCCUCGCCGCCGCCGACACCCAUCGUGAUUUCGAAGGAUUGUUUUAGAGUGAAGGAAAGAGAGAGAAAGAAGAGAGAGAAUUGUCCAGAUAUUUGACGAUGUAUUCCGUGCCUUGCUAAAAAACCGAUCUUUGUUUACCAACCACACAUUGUCUAACCAAAUCCAAUCUUCCCUCGGUAUGUUCCUCAAAAAAUCCGAUUCGUGCGGAUUAUUUUCCCAACUAAGGAAGAGAUCUUGGCGGAAUUGCCACAUAUGAAAUUGAGAACAAUUUUGCAAAUAAGAGAACAUAUCACAUACUGAGUGUGCUAAAUAUUGAGAAAUUUCAAUAUAAACAUACCACAUACUCACAUACGAAUCGAGAACAUAAAUUUAGAUCGUCCAAUAUAGUCUAAAAAUGUAAAUAAAUUAGUUAAUACAAAUGAUAAAUUAAACUCGCCAGCCAACGGGCCUGGUAAAAUCUAGUAAUAAUAGGGAGAAAUCGGAACGAGUCAACGACAAAGUUAAGGAAGGAGGUAACGGCAAGACCCGAAAUCAGAAGCCGAAGAGGCCCAUCAGCAUCUAAUCCGGCCGUUGCCGUCGGCUUGACUGCUACUAUCGGGCCUUCAUUUCUAUGAAUAGAAAGCCCGAAUUUACCCAUCGAGACGAUCCGACCCGGACCCUCUAAAACGGACUCCCAAGUCCCAAGCGCAGCUGUGUUGUGUAGGUCGUUGACGUUAAUGGCGAAUUGGCGAUAGACUGAAUUUUAUUACUGAAACAGCAGAAACCCCCUACCCGGAGACGCCAGGCUUUGAGCUUUCUAUCCCAUCCCUCUCCCUCACCACCUUCUCCGCCGUGCUCCGGCAACGAGGCGCAAGAUUAUACCAUUACCCCACUAUAUGCGCAUUUAGAACUCCGCCCACCGCCCAUGGGUUCUUCUUCCACACUCUCUCUGUGCUCUCAUCCUCAGAUUGGUCCUCGGCCGUCCGCCGCUCGCAGGGCCGGUCCUCAAUUGGAAGCGGCGGCCGACGGCAGCUCGGCGUUGAGUUAUCGAGCUCAAGGAGCGCUGCUGUUGCCGUUCUCUUCGAAUGUUGCUUGUAGGAGAAGAAGAUGCUUCAGGUUCAAGAGCCUAGUUGUGAAGGCUGCUGCCUCGACGUCUGGCCGUGGCCGUAGAGUUUAUAAGCAGUCUCAAGGCGAGAGUAGCAUUGGUGGUGCUCCGGUAGAGCAGAUUGCUUCGUUUGUGGUUCCUGCCGGGGUCUUCGUCGUGGCUACCUUUGUAAUGUGGAAAUUGGUGGAGAAGUUCCUCAAGCCAAAGCCAAGAAAUCCUACAGGGGCGGAAGAUAAAGCUCCUGCCAAGGGAAUGAGUUGGUCUUUCGCUGCUGGAACAAAUUUAGUCUCAGGUUUUGCAGCCAAGGUUGACAAAGAGGCCAAGCAGAAGCUCAAUGCAUUUGCCAAAGAGUUGAGAACAUUCGGAAGCGUUGACAUGGCAGGUUGUAAUUUUGGUGAUGAAGGCCUCUUUUUUCUAGCUGAGAGUUUAGCGUACAAUAAGAAUCUAGAAGAAGUUAGUUUUGCUGCAAACGGAAUAACUGCAGAAGGAGUAAAUGCCUUCAACCAGGUCCUUCAAUCAAACAUUGUUCUGAAGACUCUGAACCUUUCUGGAAAUCCCAUUGGAGAUGAAGGAACCAAGACUCUCUGCAAUAUAUUGGCGGAUAAUACUGGUAUUGAGAAGCUCCAGCUGAAUAGUGCUGAUGUGGGUGAUGAGGGUGGACAAGCUAUUGCUGACUUGUUGAAGAAAAACUCAACCUUACGUGUGAUUGAACUUAACAACAACAUGCUUGAUUAUUCUGGGUUCACAAGUCUUGCUGGAGCAUUGAUUGAGAACAACUCUUUGCGAAGUUUGUAUCUCAAUGGCAAUUACGGUGGCGCACUGGGAGCUAAUGCUUUGGCCAAGGGAUUAGAAGGGAACAAGUCGUUGCGGGAACUUCACUUGCAAGGAAACUCCAUUGGAGAUGAAGGAGCUCGUGCUUUGAUGUCUGGGUUGUCUUCUAGUAAAGCAAAACUAACCCAUCUAGACCUUGGCAACAACUCAAUUAGCGCAAAGGGCGCCUUUUAUGUUGCUGAGUACGCCAAGAAGAGCAAAAGCUUAUUUUGGCUGAACUUGUACAUGAAUGACAUAGGGGAUGAGGGCGCUGGAAAAAUUGCCGAGGCUUUAAAGCAGAACCGGAGUAUAACAAUCAUUGAUCUGGGAGGAAAUAACAUACGGACCAAGGGGAUCACUGAAAUAGCUCAAGUCUUCAAAGAUAACUCUGUUAUCGCAACACUGGAAAUGGGUUAUAAUCCCAUUGACGCGGAUGGAGCAAAGGCAUUAUCCGACAUUCUCAAGUUUCACGGCAGUGUCAAAGCUUUGAAGCUUGGUUGGUGCAAGAUAGGCCCUAAAGGCGCAGAGCACAUUGCAGAAACUCUGAAAUACAACAAUACCAUCUCAGUGUUGGACUUGCGAGGAAAUGGACUGAGAGACGAAGGUGCAGUAUGCCUCGCUCGUAGCUUGAAGGUGGUGAAUGAAGUCCUGACAGAACUCGACCUGGGAUUCAAUGAGAUUCGAGACGAUGGAGCUUUCGCCAUUGCUCAAGCACUGAAAUCCAACGAAGACGUCAAAAUAACCUCUCUAAACCUUGCAAACAACUUCCUCACCAAAUUUGGCCAGAGCGCGCUGAGUGAUGCAAGAGACCAUGUGUUUGAGAUGAACGAGAAGGAAGUGAACAUUGUAUUCUAAACCCCUCUAUGUGAGGGGGAAGGCGACAGUUGAAUUACUAGAGACAGCACACAGGAAGGAAGGACCAUUCUUUUCUGUACUUUCUGUCAUUGUGGAAUGGAUCAAGACUUCCUUCCAUAACAACGUUCAUGAAAAAGCUAGGGAGGCGGGACAGGGGAGUGAAUGGUGAAGGAUUUUGAUACGCGGAAUUUUGUCAGUUGAAUGAGGCUACCUUUGGUUUUGUUGACUGUAAGAAAAACUUUGAGAAAGGAGACUGGGCGGGGUGGGUAUAAUCUUUAUAGCAAUGUUGUUAGAACCAAACCGGGGUCAUCGAACGGCUCGCACUUUAGCGGUCCAACCGGCAUUAGACCGUUUAAAAACCGUAAAAGACUCGGUAUCUAAUAAACGUUAUCAGUAUAAAUAGUGGACAUUUCUUAAUCAGAGCUCAUUUCUUUCCUUCGAAAUUGUGAAAUGGAAAUAAGGAUUCAAUUUGAGAGCCCGACGUUUUUGGUUUAUUUUAAUUUUCAAUUUUCUACAAUUUUUUUAAUUAAAUUUAGUGGCUGAAUGGAAAAACCGGACGAGCGGCUCGAACGGUUAACCGCCUCGGCCGCUUGCCAACCGCUAUAUAAAACCGGAGCGGCUUUUAGAGUCUUCCGAACCGAUUUUGUGAUCGGGUGACGGUUUUACCGGUCGGGCCGAGCGGCUCGGCUCGGCUUUAAUAUCACUAGACUAGUUGUCGAGCAGGCUUACUGAGAACCUGCAUCAGGGUUAGUUGUCUUGAUUAUGAAGGAUGAGUCACGUACCGACGUGGCGGUACAAGGGGCUGUUUGCUGUGUUGGCAUUAUUAGGGUUUUUAUACCAUCUGAUAAGUUGGAUGCUCUCGUCUUACAGAAGAAGAAAAGUCUUUUGAUUAUUCAGUCGUCGUGUCGUCCUGCCCACAGACGGUGGUAAAGGUAAUGCCAGACAGCAUCUACUACUGCUACAGCUGGUGGUGGUGGCUGGAAGCCAUUUGUAACGAAAUCGUCCUCUUCCUCCCAUCUCUGGCGUUUCAAUCCUUACGGCACCAUGUCCAUGGCUUCUUGCCAUUUACUCUUGGCAUGUGAAGGCCAUCAGUCUUACAUUUCGCCGAUUGGUGAGCACUCUUUCACCAAGAUGGUGCAAGAGCAAAUUAACCGCGGGUGCUUUCUUCAUUAAUGAACAACAACAGUGACCCAUGGGGUUGAAAAAAUGAAAACCCAGAGGUCCA
Linum trigynum is the source of this 4357-nucleotide messenger RNA. NCBI's taxonomy places the organism in Eukaryota, Viridiplantae, Streptophyta, Magnoliopsida, Malpighiales, Linaceae. The record is from the annotation of a GenBank genome assembly.